Messenger RNA from Amphibalanus amphitrite, 2230 nucleotides. RefSeq lists its product as uncharacterized. NCBI's taxonomy places the organism in Eukaryota, Metazoa, Arthropoda, Thecostraca, Balanomorpha, Balanidae. Bases 211 to 1065 code for a protein of 284 amino acids. The record is from RefSeq and is a predicted model, not a curated record. The transcript is spliced from 6 exons.
AGUCGGCGUUUUGCGGAGUCCGAGGUCUGUUUGUCGGUUGGCGGCGCAGUGUGAGCGGAGUGCGUGGCUCCAAUGUCGACCAAUCAGUGUGCGGGCCGCUGACCCGGGGUCAUCAGUCAGCUGACCGGGCCGUGACCUGGCGGAGGUCGGUCGGUAGUGACGGGGCGGAGUCGGAGAGGGGUGCCUGGUGCUCCGGUUUGGACCGUGAUCAUGGAGCCGGCCGAGAGAGGACUGUAUUUAGUGGCGUCGCUGCUUCUCAUCACAGAAGCGGCGUGCAGCUUGAGCAUAUACGAAGUGGACAUUCCGCGCCAUAUUCGUCGCGGCGAGGACACCUACCUGUCAUGCCUGUUCGAUCUCGGGGGUCAACAGCUCUAUGCCACCAAAUGGUACAAGGACGGAAAGGAGAUCUACAGAUACGAGCCCUCCAACGCCGUGCAGAAGAAGAGCUUUCCAGAGAACGGCAUAACGGUGGACCUGGAUUCGUCGAACGCGACGCACGUGCGUCUGUCGGCGCCGACGCUCCGCUAUUCAGGAGGAUACGUGUGCGAGGUGUCGCUCGACAAGCCAACCUUUGCUACGGAGCAGGGCAAGGGCAACGUGCGAGUCGUCGUGUUCCCGUCCGAUGGUCCGAUCAUCACCGGUGGUAACCCGCGGUACGAGGUCGGUGACCGGGUCACGGUCAACUGCACCUCGUUCAGGAGUCAGCCAGCCGCCCAGCUGGCAUGGUACAUCAACAACGAACGGGCGUCUUUCACACAUCUGAAGCUCUGGCCUCCCAGCAUCGACGACGACGAUCUGCAGACGGUCACCGUCGGACUCAGCUUCCGCGUGCGUCCGCGACACUUCCGCGCGGGAGAUCUGAAGCUGAAGUGCGUCUCGCAGCUGGAGGACCCUUUGGGACCGCUCUACUGGAGGAGCAGGGAGCUGAGCGUCGCCGAGGGUCGGCCGUUGGAGCUCUCCCGGCGCACAGAGGACACAUCGGCCGCCAGAGACUCAAAAUGUACACUGUGCCAGGAGCUGGCUCGGUGGAUUUUCUUCGCUGUGGGCAUCAUCCUCGCCCGGUGAACAGUCGGGACCCGGCAGCGCCACCUACUCGUGAGUAAGGCGAGCAGCGUUCGUUGGACGGCGGUCGUCGAGAGCGCGUCUUGCGCCACCUGGGUGGGUCUCAGCUGAGCUCCCGAGCGCCCGAGAGCCGCAGCGCCGUAAUACGGUGAUAUUUCGAGACGUGUAAGGGUCUGACAGACGGUGCCACCAAGUGAUCUGAGACGGCAUCUCGAGGAGACGCAGACCACUGAUGGGAGAAGGCUCUUCCAACGAUCUUGCAGCUUUGUGCUCGUCUCCCUGCAUCGUCCAGAGCUCACGGAGCCGGAAGGUCUGCUUUGUCACUUGCAGGUGGCUUGGUAGGAAAGGAGUGUGAGUGCCGAAAGGCACUAGAGGUGUAUGCUAAUACGACCAGAGACCGACAAUAUGCCACAGAGCUGUGCAUGAGAUAGAGCAAUGACAGACUAGUGUCGGUUGUGGACUUUUCAACCGACCAUAGUGGAUUCGUCGACAAGUCAAACGUCUGACGGGCAAUGUGCAUCUCAUCGCGUCUAAUUCCGUCAAAUUGUGUUGUACCUACCGGCUACCGCAUCUAAGACUCCAAGUGAGAUGUGUGAGCGCGUCGUUCGGUGAGAAUCUGACCACGACGUGUGAGCUAUCUGAUGCGAGCUUACUCUCUGAUGGGACAUGCAUUGCGCUGUUCGUUCUAUUGCUGUGUUCUACGGGGUGACCCGAUCGGUUCGGCGGCUGGUGAGUGACUAUUGUCUGUUUGUCAGACACUUUGAUCACUUACUGUCGUCAUAUGUUACAUUCAAAGCGCGCCCUGUUGGCUGAAAGCCGUGUACAAUUUACCUGUAUUCAGGUAGUCAAAUAUCCCGACAGUUUCAUCGUGGGAUCGCAAUGUUGAAUACUGCGGAUAGGUAUAACUGGAAGGCGGUUUGCUGGGCUUUGUCAUUGUGAUAAAUGCUAGUCGAUAGCAGAAUGAGGACGGUGAGCUGAUAUUUAUAAUGUGCCGAUGUUUAUUUCGGUGAGUCUUGCCGUACUCGUAUGAAUGCCUGUACAGAUUGCGGGGUAUAAACCCACUGCUGGCGGCAAGCCUAUCGCUGAUAACAGGUUGUUGAGAACGCCGAAUGACCGUCCUGUCUGUGAAUGCUUGAGUUUGUCACAAAUGCACACUGUUCACUAAUGA